Camelina sativa (false flax) is the source of this 998-nucleotide messenger RNA. It is a transcript of the gene AGP17, whose product is annotated as arabinogalactan protein 17. NCBI's taxonomy places the organism in Eukaryota, Viridiplantae, Streptophyta, Magnoliopsida, Brassicales, Brassicaceae. The record is from RefSeq and is a predicted model, not a curated record. Gene Ontology annotation, cellular component: plasma membrane.
UAACACAUAAGUGAAGUUAUUAUUAUCUUCAGUCUUCACUCAGAGUCACUCACUCUUUCUCUCUAUAGUUUCCUUAUUUCUCUCAACAAAUUGACAAACUACGGAUCCCAAAAUGCUCUUAACAGUUACAUUGAUCUGCAUUGUUUUCAUCGGCGUCGUCGGUGGCCAAUCUCCGGCCACCGCGCCAAUCCAUUCUCCUUCUACAUCUCCUAAAGCCACAACUCCCGCCAUUUCUCCACCUGCUCCAACCCCUGAAUCCACUCCCACGGCGGAUGCACCGGUAGAACCUCCCAUUGAGGCACCUAAAUCCUCGGCUAAUGUGCCGGUUACGCCUGCUCCUUCUCCUACACCUGAGGCUUCUUCUACUCCUCAGAUCUCUCCCCCGGCUCCUUCACCUACACCUGAGGCUGAUACUCCUUCGGCUCCGGUUGAUGCGCCGUCAGCUGAUGUUCCGGCUCCAGCUCCGAGCACACAUAAGAAGAAGACGAAGAAACAUAUGACCGCUCCGGCUCCUGGACCAGCUUCGGAGCUUCUAAGCCCUCCUGCACCGCCGGGUGAAGCUCCUGGUCCUGGACCAAGCGAUGCUUUCUCUCCCGCCGCGGACGAUCAGAGCGGAGCAGAAAGAACAAGUGUAAUGCAAAAUCUGAUGGUGGCAGCAGUCGCGUGGCCUCUACUUGCUCUAGUCUUCUAAUAAUUUUUUGUCUUGACCAUACCAUUUGUCUCCCUCAUUACAGCUCAAAUUUUGUAUUCAGCAUUUGAUAUACUAUUUCUUUUUUUGUAGACAAAAUUAUAAUUUUAAUACAUGCCAUCUUAUCUUCUGCAAAUUUGCUAAUUAUCCCAUCAAUGGUAAAAUAUUCUCACUCAUUCACAUCCAUAGCUACAAUGUUUUCUCCAAAGACAUGUAAAUACAGAAAAAGAAAACUUAGGAAAAAAAUACUAUUCCAAAUCAAAGAUUAUUCUGAGAAUCAAUCGAAAAUUAAAGAAUACAGAGAACCAAC